GUGGCUCUUCAGAGCGGGUUUCCUUCCUCAACAUAUAGCUCAUCCUGACCUGCUAUCUCCAGCCUCUCCUCGAGAUAGAAAGGCAUGCAAUAGAAAUUCAUACAGGACUCAAGUCAACAAAUGGAAGAGCCGAGCCCUGAAUGCUUUUGUUGUGCUCAGUAAAAGUAACCAGAUGUUUCUGGAGGACACACAAUAGGAUACUGGUCAGAGCUAUUCUGCAUUUCAUUGAAAAAAGGAGUGGAACAACCCAUCUGCAUCUCCCUCGCUCUCUCCCUCUCUCACACACACAGUUACAAGUGGCUUUAGCGCCUGAAGACUGAGGCUGCUGCUGCUGCAUUGUACACAGCAUUCUUGGAAUACAGAAAAGGCUCAUUAUUAUCUAGAAUGUAACUAGCCUGAACCAAGGAAAAGAAAUGCAUCCUCUGCAAGCAAGAGACGUGAGCUGUAUCUAUGAUUCUGGAAUAGAAGUGCAAAGAACGGACCAUUGUCUCUUCGAGGUCAAGCCCAUACUGCAACAUUGGUCAAUGUUUGGGCUAUAAAACUCUUGACAAGACAUCCAUCAGAUCUAGAAAUUACGAAAACUGGACAAUCAGAAGGCUCCUGGUCACGAGACAUCAGAGGGCUUUAAAAAAGUUGGCAAUAUUCAUAAGGAGGAGAAAUGACUUAGGGUGUAUUUCCACUCCUGGAUCUAAAUGAUAUCAAUUCUUCAGAGGAGGCACCAAGCUUGAGAAAAAUCCAUGGUGUAAAUGUCAACUUUCUUAAUCUGCAGAAGAAAUUGUGUACAUUUCUGAUCACAGUAUCUCGUCAAGAAGACCAAACAGGCUUUUUUUUUUUUUUAAACAUUAGCCAUGGCUGCCGCUAUUGCUAGUUCUCUGAUUAGGCAGAAAAGACAAGCUCGUGAAAGGGAAAAAUCCAAUGCAUGCAAAUGUGUUAGCAGCCCCAGCAAAGGCAAAGGGACCUGCGAAAAAAAUAAACUCAAUGUCUUCUCUCGGGUUAAAUUGUUCGGCUCUAAAAAGAGGAGAAGACGACGACCAGAGCCUCAACUCAAAGGUAUAAUCACAAAACUCUACAGCAGGCAAGGCUACCACUUGCAGCUCCAAGCAGAUGGCACGAUUGAUGGAACAAAGGAGGAGGAGAGCAGUUUCACAAUAUUUAACCUCAUACCAGUCGGCUUACGAGUGGUGGCUAUUCAAGGUGUUCAAACUAAGCUAUACCUAGCCAUGAACAGUGAUGGAUAUUUGUACCCAUCAGAACAUUUUACACCUGAAUGCAAAUUCAAAGAGUCCGUUUUUGAAAACUAUUAUGUGACGUACUCAUCAAUGAUCUACAGACAGCAGCAAUCGGGAAGGAGCUGGUUUUUGGGUCUCAACAAGGAGGGUGAAAUUAUGAAAGGAAACCAUGUAAAGAAAAACAAGCCUGCAGCACACUUUCUCCCAAAACCUCUAAAAGUGGCCAUGUACAAAGAACCUUCUCUUCACGAUCUCACAGAAUUUUCCAGAUCCGGAAGCGGCACACCAACCAAAAGUAGAAGCGUUUCAGGAGUACUAAAUGGGGGCAAAUCUAUGAGUCAGAAUGAGUCAACGUAGCCAGCUGCAGGCAAGACAAAGGCUACGGUACACACAGUAAUGGAAACUUACCUCUGGAUGCUGUUGAAUUCUUACUAGCAGUCUUUCAUCCAAAUAUUCAGUUUUUUCAGGACAAGCACCGAACUUGGAUAGGUCACUCACGUCAACCAUUAGAUCUCUUGGUUUUCAAUGGAUUCCCUCAUUUUAGAAUGUGCUUUUUGCAUCUCAGAAGGCAUCGGGAUAGCCAGCAAAGCAUACAGUGGAAUAAGCCAUUGAGAGGACAUACGCUGCUCUCUGGUUAUGUCCCAUAUGGUUUGUGGAAUGAGAAACCCUUCACAGAACUGAAUGCUAAUAAGAAUUUUGCUUUCCAAACAAGAAUAAAAGACCACUUUUGCUCUUUAAAGAAAAUUUUACUGCUUCUAUGUUUUAUAGGGGGAAAGCAUACAAAACAUAAAACCUGUUGUUUAUUGGCUUACAGUUUUAUAUAUAAGCUUGAUUUAUGUACAUGUAUUCAUUUGGAGAAGUGCAUCACUUUGAUUUCUGAACACAGCUUCCCAAAUUGGUCCGGUUCCUCCCCGCUGGAUCUCGUUGCCAAAAUCAGGUCGAUUCUGAGGUGACCCCCUCAGGCUCAAGUAAACAGUGUUCCUGUAGCUUAUCACAUGCUAAACUAUUUUUUUAUAUACAGUAUCUUUGUAGUAGUCAUUCAUGUAGACACAGAAACGUGUUGUCAACCCCAAGCCGUGGAAUCCCACAUUAUGGAUUCUACCAUCCACCUAUGUAAUUUUCUCUUAAUUCCAUUUUUCGUGUAUGAUGUUAUAUAAAUGUUGUGGCUUUUUUUUUUUUAUCAAAACCCUGUGGAAUUAAGGUGCCGACUUUUAUAAAAAAAAAAAAUGUCUUAUAUGUAAGUGUCCUUUUUUUUCUCUACCUAAGGCAUAUGUACGUAAGUAUCAUAGAUAAGGAGACAUUUUGGAAAGGCUGUGUCUACACAACAGGUAUCCGUGCCUACUAUUUAAUCCAAAUGUUGAAGAUAUAUUAUGUUUUCCAAAUAGGUAAUUAAAUCUGUUGCAUGGACAGAAAAAAGAUUGGAGUCAAGGUGCAUGAUAUGUUUGAUUUUGUGCAUUAGAAAACUUUCAUUUUUUGUUCCCCAAAAAUAUCUUAAUCUGAACAUAAUGUUUCCAAUCUUAAACACAUUGUUGAUUUGUUGGAUGCACAAAAGUACACUGAAUUCAUAGUUUUUUUUAUUAUUUCUAAGAAUAAAAAAUAUAAAUAUCUUUUAUUUUCUUUCUUUUCUUUUACGUUAACCCCCAAUAUUCUCAGUUGAUUUUAAAUUAAAAGCAGGCUAUGCAUUAUUACUGUCUACAUGUUCAGUCAUUACAUUUUCUUUGAAGUUGAAUGAUAUCAUGCAUUUUAUUUUUAAUAGGACCCUGUUUGCAUCAAAGCAGAUUGUGCACUUGUAAAAUAAAUAUGUUUCCUUCAGCUAAA
Molecule: messenger RNA, 3047 nt
Organism: Bufo bufo (common toad)
Lineage: Eukaryota; Metazoa; Chordata; Amphibia; Anura; Bufonidae
Gene: FGF13
Product: fibroblast growth factor 13
Exons: 5
Coding region: 849-1586 (245 amino acids)
Biological process (GO): positive regulation of protein phosphorylation; cell differentiation; positive regulation of cell population proliferation
Cellular component (GO): cytoplasm
Molecular function (GO): growth factor activity; fibroblast growth factor receptor binding
Source: RefSeq, a predicted model, not a curated record